GGCGAUGCUGCAAGAAACUUCUUAAAUGACCGCGUCCCGCUGCUGCCCCGCCGAGCGUUUCUGGGUUGGGGAGAGGAAAGGAAAGUGGAAAAAAACUGAGAACUUCCUGAUCCCUCUCGCUGUGAGACAUGUCUGAGACUCCUGCUCAGUGUAGCAUUAAGCAGGAACGGAUUUCAUACACACCCCCGGAGAGUCCAGUGCCGAGCUACGGUUCCUCGACUCCACUUCAUGUUCCAGUGCCAGGAGCGCUCAGGAUGGAGGAAGACUCGACCCACCUGCCAGCCCACCUGCGCUUGCAGCCGAUGUACUGGAGCAGAGAUGACGUAGCCCAGUGGCUCAAGUGGGCGGAAAACGAAUUUUCUUUAAGGCCCCUUGAGAGCAACACGUUCGAGAUGAACGGCAAGGCGCUCCUGCUGCUGACCAAAGAGGAUUUCCGCUACCGAUCUCCUCAUUCAGGCGAUGUGCUCUACGAACUCCUUCAGCAUAUUCUGAAGCAGAGGAAACCUCGCAUUCUCUUCUCACCAUUCUUCCACCCUGGGAACUCUAUCCACACGAAGCCAGAGGUCCUGCUGCAUCAGAACCAUGAAGAAGAUAACUGUGUCCAGAGGCCGCCCAGGCCGCCCGCGGAGAGCGUGCACCACAACCCUCCCACCAUUGAACUCUUACACCGCCCUAGGUCACCCACCACCACAAACCACAGGCCUUCUCCAGACCCCGAGCAGCGGCCCCUGCGGUCCCCCCUGGACAACAUGAUCCGCCGCCUGUCGCCAGCCGAGAGGGCCCAAGGGCCAAGGCUCCAGCAGGAAAACAAUCACCAGGAGUCCUACCCCCUGUCCGUGUCUCCUAUGGAGAAUAAUCACUGCCCGCCGUCCUCGGAGUCCAACCCGAAGCCCUCCAGCCCCUGGCAGGAGAGCACGAGAGUGAUCCAACUGAUGCCCAGCCCCAUCAUGCACCCUCUGAUCCUGAACCCCCGGCACUCGGUAGAUUUCAAACAGUCCCGGCUCUCGGAAGACGGGCUUUACAGGGAAGGGAAGCCCAUCAACCUGUCUCAUCGGGAGGACCUGGCUUACAUGAACCACAUUAUGGUCUCCGUGUCCCCGCCUGAAGAGCACGCCAUGCCCAUCGGGAGAAUAGCAGACUGUAGACUGCUUUGGGAUUACGUCUAUCAGUUGCUCUCUGACAGCCGGUACGAAAACUUCAUCCGAUGGGAGGACAAAGAAUCCAAAAUAUUCCGGAUAGUGGAUCCCAAUGGACUGGCUCGGCUGUGGGGAAAUCAUAAGAACAGAACAAACAUGACCUAUGAGAAAAUGUCCAGAGCCCUGCGCCACUACUACAAAUUAAACAUUAUCAGGAAGGAGCCCGGACAGAGGCUUUUGUUCAGAUUCAUGAAAACCCCGGAUGAAAUCAUGAGUGGCCGGACAGACCGUCUAGAGCACCUCGAGUCUCAGGAGCUGGAUGAACAAGCGUACCAAGAGGACGAAUGCUAAGGAGACCCACCAUGGCCUCACCAGCUGGCCAAGAGGAAGCCUGCCCACAGGGACCCGCAGGAGGCGUGAUGGAGCUGUCGAGCGAGGGGUGGCUGAGAAGGAAGAGACCCAGGAAUGGCAGGCCCGCUUCUCUUGCAGAUGGAGAGGGACCCAGAGCACCUUAGACAAACCACCCAGCAAUGGCGGGGCUGGAAUUCCGGCGGGGGGCACAAGCCUGAGACUCACAUGUCGUUCGCUUCUCCUUCGGAUCUCUUGUCUGUAACGCCUCACCCUCACCCUGCACCUGUUGUUAGUGGUGUUUCUGGUUUUGUUUGUUUUGUUUUUAAGAACCUGCAGUUUGACUAUUCAUCAUUCAUACAGGGGAAGACAUCACAUGUUGUUUUCCUAUGGAAAUAUAUCUAUUAUAUAUGUUAUUAUUAUUAUUUUUUGCAAAUCUCACCAAGUACGGCCAGCUCAGCUGGUCAGGAAAGAGAAAAACUUACAGAAGGGAUCAGGUUCCUCUUUUUCCCGCCACAUGGGUCAGGUUUGUCCUGUCAAAGUCAGGAAGAGAUGAGAAAGGGAAGGAAAAAAAAAAAAAAGAAAGAGUUCUCUCCCCAUUCCCCUCCUGCCCUGCUCUUUUAUUCAUCCCGCCCUUCUUUUUUCUUAUUCUCUGCCUGCUGUAUUCCACUUCACAUGCUUUUCACCAGAGCUAGCCUCACUAGCACCUGAACACUGAGCUUUAUGUCAGACACCUUGGGCACCCAUCUGAGGGAGGCAAGACACCCCACAAAAGCUGCUGUGCUCCAGGAAGAUCAGUGGGAGGGCCAGGCAUAAGGUAGGACCGAGCCUGGCCACAUGACUUGGAAGGCCCUGGCAGCUUGGGAUUGUCCUGUAAGUACUGCAGAGUGGGAAAAUAAGAGAAGACCAAACAGGCCCGAUGGUCCAGGAACUGGAGCAGGUCUGCAAUGGGGAACAGGCCAUCAAGUCUGUCCUAAGACAUCUUGCCCUUGUGAGAUUGCCACUCAGAGUCCUAGACUUUUUCCUUUUCUGGUCCUCGCUGAACACAGAACACACUUGAGGAGGGUCCUUCAGUACAGUCUCGGGCACAGCUAGUAUUUGCACCAGAGCAGAAAGGAAAUUCCUCAGAUUCAUUCUCUUUUUUUUUCCCCCCCCUACUAUCAUUGCUAUAUUUCAAGAGGAUAUGUUUGUGGCUCUUUUUCGCCUCCAUAUAAGGUCAGUAGUAUCUUCGAAGAUAAGGGUAAUGCUAUGCCUUGGAACUUUUCAUAGCAGAGAUUUUUAGAUAACUGUUUUGGUGGGGUUUUUCCUUUUUUUGUUUGUUUUGGUUUUUGUUUUGGGUUUUUUGUUUUGUUUUUUUGUUUUUGUUUUUGAGACAGUUUCUCAGUGUAUCCCUGGCUAUCCUGAAACUCGCUCUGUAGAUCAGGCUCUGUUGAACUCAGAUCCACCUGCCUCUACCUCCAGAGUGCUGGUAUUGAAGGCGUGUGCCACCACGCCUGGCUUUUUUUUCCCCUUUUCUAGCCAUUUAAGUGGGCUCUUUGAAGCGUGGUGUGGUGUUUUUAAACCCAGAUGAUGAGGCCUGCCUUACAAAACCACUGCCUGUCCUCCUCCUGUCUCUUCCACACCCUGGGAUGAGCGCUUCCCAGCCCUCUUGGAUAUGCCUGUGUUUGAGUAGAAGCAGGACACGGAAGAAGCUGACACAGCAGAGCUGCCCUCCAACAUUGAGGUGAGGAGUACCUGGGCAUUCCUCUCCAGGCCUCACUCCCCAGACAUUAGCACACAGACAGGUGGAUGGUCUGUAGUUCACAGACACUGGGAUUGAGUCCAUCUGGCUUCUUUAGUCUUGCUGUGACUUCCUUGUGCCUCCCCCAUCUGCCUUCCAAGAGAUCAGCAGCCUUCUGGGUGAGGGGUUUGGUCUCAGUAGUCCUGGGUGGUGAUGAGAGUCACAUGCUGCAUGUUUCUUGAAAGAAUGUCAUCAGCGGAAUUUCUUUUUUUCCUCUAAAAUGACUGGUACCUUAUCUCAAAUGGAGACAUUGAGAUUAAGCCAAAUACUUGUGUUGUAUGAGCCACUGGAAUGAAGAAUGAGAGAGGAAGGGUGGGCUUUUUGUUUUUGUUGUGACUGAGGUCCUUUGUGUGAAUAUGAAAUGAGAAACUAGGAUACUCCUUCUGGCCGCUUCACCCAAGCGCAGAACUCAGUCUCUUAACUGCCCAAAGAGUCUUCCAGAUGAGCUGUGGAAGGAAGUUCCUCUGUUCCCCAGGGAGUCCUGGGUGACAGCUUCAGCAGCACAUUAGAGAUGCUCAUGGCAGUCCCAUCUUUAUUUCCCACCCAGUAUUACCAAGUAUUGAUUUUCUUCGAUUCUCUUGACUACGUCAUCACUUGUGUUUCAGAGAGAAGACAUGGCUGCUCUUGUCACCAGGAGAGCAGUGCUUUUAGGCUGCACACUCAGAAGGUUCACAUUUAGUCAAGCACAACUUUCGGGGGACACCACUACGGGAGGGUUUUGUUGAUGUUUGUAUUUUUCCGCCCACCGUGGUCUUCUAGCUCAACAUUAAGUUGAAGAGGUAAUGGAACCAAACUAUAAAUUCAUAUGUCAGAUGGAUAGAUAGCCCUUUCUCUGCAGCCAUCAUGGGUUGGGUCAGGAAAGAAAGUGCAAGAAAGCAUUGCUGUGUGAGGGGUGGGCAUUGUCAUGUAGGUCCUGGACUUGUCUGUCUUCACGUCUCCUUCAGCAGAAAACAGUGGUAGCUGGUUAUAUAUUGACAGGACAUUCGUCUCAGAUCUUUUUGAUCCAAAGCAACUUGGUGACAGUUGAAGGCAGUGUUGCUAAUAAUCCAUUUUUUUUUUUUAAAAAAAGAAGGGGCCUCAUAAGAAAAUAACAAAACAGGCUGAUAGGGGUUUCUUCUUUCCCUAGUACAUUCAGAACCCUCUGACCCAGCGUCUUUUUAUACUAAUACAUUGUCCAGAUAAGAACGUCACUUUAGCUGGCAUCUAGAGGGCCAUGAGAGGAUCCACUGGACUGAGCGGCCACUCUGUCUUCUCACACAGCUCAGGAUACAGCCGUAAACACAUUUUGACACAUUGACUCCUGAGAGAGCUUGUGUCACUCACCCUGGGAGCAGACAACAUGACAGAAUUAGACUCAGGAUCCAACCUGUGUGCGGUUCUUAACGGCAGGCAUAAGGAUAAGCAUUUACAGUGCAGUUGGAAGUUAUACUGGCUUAAAGCCCCAUCUGAUCCAUUCCCAGCAAAGAAACUAAAGAUGCAAAGGGUGGUUUUUCACUGCCCAGUCCUUCGGUGCUAGUUGCUGCUGUGCAUUCUCUCUGCCUGCUCCUCUUCUGAACAGAAACCUAAAUUGAAUGAAGUCCAGUGGGGCAGGGGGCACAGAGGAAUACCCUGGAUUCCUGCCUACCAGCAGGACGAGCAGGACUAACCCAGUAUUGUUUUGGCCCCGUCUGCAUCAACACUAAACAACUUCAAACUCCCUGACUCUUUCACCCUCACAAGUGAACAUGCUCCUGAAGAUUUCUCUUUGCAGCUGCACCCACCUGCAAGCCAGAUGAAUCUAGAAUGAAUUUUUGUUGUUGUUUAGUUUCUAAUCUCUUGUUUAUGAGGUGUGGGGUUUAUAAGGGACUGAAUCAAAUGAAUGUAACAAAAAAGAAAAAACAACAAAAAAAAAAUGCCUUUUCUCAGGGCCAGUGAGUUGCAAAUAAUUUUUAAAGAAAAGCCUAUAAUUACAUCAUCUCAAUAAAUUUUUUAUAAAAAAAAAAAAAGUAAA
Psammomys obesus (fat sand rat) is the source of this 5254-nucleotide messenger RNA. RefSeq names its product ETS variant transcription factor 6 (gene Etv6). The transcript is spliced from 8 exons. Gene Ontology annotation, molecular function: DNA-binding transcription factor activity, RNA polymerase II-specific; sequence-specific DNA binding. Gene Ontology annotation, cellular component: nucleus. NCBI's taxonomy places the organism in Eukaryota, Metazoa, Chordata, Mammalia, Rodentia, Muridae. The record is from RefSeq and is a predicted model, not a curated record. Gene Ontology annotation, biological process: cell differentiation; regulation of transcription by RNA polymerase II. The coding region runs from base 129 to 1487 and encodes 452 amino acids.